Molecule: messenger RNA, 4374 nt
Organism: Sordaria macrospora k-hell
Lineage: Eukaryota; Fungi; Ascomycota; Sordariomycetes; Sordariales; Sordariaceae
Source: RefSeq, a predicted model, not a curated record
AUGGACUCAAACACAGCUGGGCGGAGGCCCAGCAUCGAAGGGCCCAACCCAACCGAACCGCCAUCCACAAGUGCCUCCUCAAGGACUCAGGAUAUCGAGGAGCUUCGUGAAGAGGCUCGCCGCAACAACCCCAAUGGCCUCAGCCGCGCCAUCUCCGGCAUCUCUGUCGAACAGGCUGAGCAUGACUUCCGCGAGCUGCGAAGGGAGUUGUCUCGCGCGAGUCGCACUCAGAGCCAUACCAACAAGUCACACCACGGAGACGCCGAGAAGGGACAGAUGCAUACCGAAACCUCAUCCGAGAGUGCGCCUGAGCAAUUCGACCUCGAGGCUGCGCUACGUGGCGAUCUGGAGGCAGAGAGGGAAGCCGGCAUCCGCCCAAGCAUAUCGACGUUCCCCAACGCCUUUAUCGACUUCUUCGAUGUCGUCAGUCCUGUGGUCAACAUGUUGGGUCUUGGCAAGAAGAUGCCCGAGGCCACCUUGCUGCAUAACUUCAGAGGUGUUUGCAAGCCUGGCGAGAUGGUUCUUGUUCUUGGAAAGCCCGGCUCCGGAUGUACCACGUUCCUCAAGAACAUUGUCAACCAGCGCGAUGGAUACACGUCUGUUACUGGUGAUGUCAAGUAUGGAGCCUUCAGUUCUGAAGAGUUUCUUCAGUAUCGUGGCGAGGCUGUCUACAACAUGGAAGAGGAUAUGCACCAUCCCACUCUUACUGUUGAGCAGACUCUUGCCUUCGCUCUUGACGUCAAGAUCCCCGGCAAGCUGCCCGCUGGUAUUUCCAAGCAGGAUUUCAAGGAAAAGGUCAUCACAAUGCUUCUCAAGAUGUUCAACAUCGAGCACACUCGCCACACCAUUGUCGGUAACCCCUUCGUACGUGGUGUCUCUGGUGGUGAAAGAAAGCGAGUUUCCAUCGCUGAAAUGCUCAUCACCAACGCUUGUGUUUUGUCUUGGGACAAUAGUACCCGUGGUUUGGAUGCUUCGACCGCUCUCGACUUCGCCAAGGCGCUCCGUAUCCAGACGGAUCUGUACAAGACGACCACCUUCGUUUCGCUCUACCAGGCUUCGGAAAACAUCUACAAGCUCUUCGAUAAGGUCUUGGUUAUUGAUGAGGGACGUCAAGUCUACUUCGGCUCUACUUCGGAAGCCAGGGGUUACUUUGAGAGUCUGGGCUUCGCUCCGCGUCCUCGACAGACCACACCCGAUUACGUUACUGGCUGUACCGACGACUUCGAGCGCGAGUACCAAGAGGGCCGUUCGCCGGAGAACGCACCACACAGUCCGGAAACACUGGAGGCGGCGUUCAACGAAUCCAAGUUUGCUCGGGAACUGGAGCGUGAGAUGGCGGAUUACAAGCAGUCACUCGUUGAGGAGAAGGAUAAGUACGAGGAUUUCCAGGUCGCCGUUAAGGAACAGAAGCGAAAGGGCGCUGGCAAGAAGUCGGCUUACUCCGUUGGAUUCCAUCAACAGGUCUGGGCUUUGAUGAAGCGCCAGUUCGUUCUCAAGAUGCAAGAUCGCCUUGCCCUCGGCCUCUCGUGGCUGAGGAGUAUCGUGAUUGCCAUCGUUCUCGGUACCCUCUAUCUCAACCUCGGUAAAACCUCCGCCAGUGCGUUCAGCAAGGGUGGUCUCAUGUUCAUCUCUCUGCUGUUCAACGCUUUUCAGGCCUUCUCAGAGUUGGCAGGAACUAUGCUUGGACGAGGUGUUGUCGAACGCCACAGGCGUUAUGCAUUCCAUCGUCCUUCAGCUCUUUGGCUCGCUCAAAUCUUCGUCGAUCAGGUCUUCUCUGCGUCCCAGAUCCUGUUGUUCUCCAUCAUUGUCUACUUCAUGACGAACCUGGUCCGCACUGCUGGCGCCUUCUUCAUCUUCUAUCUCAUGGUUCUGUCCGGCAACAUUGGCAUGACUCUCUUUUUCCGUAUCAUCGGAUGCGUGAGUCCCGAUUUCGACUAUGCCAUCAAGUUUGCGGUCGUCACUAUCACCUUCUUCAUCACCACAUCUGGCUAUCUGAUCCAGUAUCAGUCAGAACAGGUUUGGCUGAGGUGGAUCUACUGGGUCAAUAUUCUGGGUUUAUCGUUCAGCUCGAUGAUGGAGAAUGAGUUUUCCAGGAUUGAUAUGACUUGUACCGACGACUCUUUGGUUCCUGCUGGUCCCGAGUACACCGACAUCAACCACCAGGUCUGCACGCUUCCCGGUUCGACGCCCGGCACCAAGUUCAUCUCCGGCAAGGAUUACAUCUCGCAAGGCUUCUCCUACAACGCCAGCGAUCUGUGGAGAAACUGGGGAAUUGUCAUGGCACUGAUCAUCUUCUUCCUUAUCAUGAACGUCGUUCUAGGCGAGAUCAUGGACUUCAGCGGCGGAGGCAGUCUUGCCAAGGUCUUCCAGCGGCCCAACGCAGAGCGUAAGAAACUCAACGCGGCACUGAAAGAGAAGCGCGAUGCCCGACGCAAGGCCCGGAAGGAGCACGAAGGUUCGGACCUUAAGAUCAACUCGGAGAGCAUUCUUACCUGGGAGAACCUUACCUACGACGUCCCUGUGCCCGGUGGCACUCGCCGCCUUCUCAACGAUGUCUUCGGAUACGUCAAGCCAGGCCAGCUCACUGCCCUUAUGGGCGCUUCGGGAGCCGGUAAGACUACCCUUUUGGAUGUCCUUGCUGCGAGAAAGAACAUCGGCGUUAUUGGUGGCGAUAUUCUCGUUGAUGGCAUCAAGCCCGGUAAGGAAUUCCAGCGCAGCACAUCUUAUGCCGAACAGCUCGAUGUACAUGACCCAUCGCAGACCGUUCGCGAAGCCCUUCGGUUCUCGGCCGACCUUCGCCAGCCUUUCGACACCCCCCGGGAGGAGAAGUAUGCCUACGUUGAGGAGAUCAUCUCCCUCUUGGAAAUGGAGACCUUUGCCGACGCCAUUGUGGGCUCCCCCGAGGCUGGUUUGACCGUCGAACAACGAAAGCGAGUCACGAUUGGUGUUGAGCUUGCCGCCCGCCCUCAACUGCUCCUGUUCCUGGAUGAGCCUACCUCAGGCCUUGAUAGCCAGAGCGCCUUCAAUAUCGUCCGUUUCCUGAAGAAACUUGCCGCCGCUGGCCAAGCCAUUCUCUGCACCAUCCACCAGCCCAACGCUGCCCUAUUCGAGAACUUCGACCGUCUGCUUCUCCUCAAGUCCGGCGGCCGCUGCGUCUACUUCGGUGACAUCGGCAACGAUGCCUGCGUGUUGAGCGACUACCUCAGACGUCAUGGUGCCGAGCCCAAGGCGACCGAUAACGUUGCCGAGUUCAUGCUCGAAGCUAUCGGCGCCGGCUCUUCUCCCCGUAUCGGUAACCGUGACUGGGCCGAUAUCUGGGCCGACUCGCCUGAGCUCGCCAAUGUCAAGGACACCAUCCUGCAGAUGAAGGAAGCCCGCAAGAGCGCAGGCGAGCAAGUCAACCACGACCUGGAGCGCGAGUACGCUUCUCCCCUUUGGCACCAGCUCAAGGUCGUCACGCACCGUACCAACCUCGCCCUGUGGCGCUCGCCCAAUUACCUCUUCACCCGCGUCUUCUCCCAUGCCGUGAUCGCGCUCAUCACCGGCUUGACCUUCCUCAACCUUGACUUGUCUCGCGAAUCGCUCCAGUACAAGGUGUUCGUCUGCUUCCAGGUCACCGUCCUCCCCGCCAUCGUCAUCUCUCAGGUCGAAGUCAUGUACCACAUCAAGCGCACCAUCUUCUUCCGCGAGCAGUCGUCCAAGAUGUACAACUCCUUCACGUUUGCGGCGUCGAUGGUCAUUGCCGAGAUGCCCUACAACAUCCUCUGCGCCGUCAUCUUCUUCGUGUUUGUGUACUACAUGCCCGGCCUGUCUCACGAAUCUUCCCGCGCGGGCUACCAGUUCUUCAUGGUGCUCAUCACCGAGGUCUUCUCCGUCACCAUGGCGCAGUGCCUGUCCGCUCUCACCCCGACCGUCUUCAUCUCCUCGCAGUUCGACCCCUUCAUCAUGAUCACCUUCGCCCUCUUCUGCGGCGUCACCAUCCCGGCCCCGCAGAUGCCCAAGUUCUGGCGCAAGUGGCUGUACGAGCUCAACCCUUUUACUCGCCUCAUCAGCGGCAUGGUGGUCACCGAACUCCACGAAUUACCCGUCAUCUGCAAGGAUUACGAACUCCAGAGCUUUUCUGCUCCGGACGGACAAUCCUGCGGCGACUACAUGGAACCCUUCUUCAGCAGAGGAGGCGCGGGAUACUUGGUCAACAACGCGACCAGCGCGUGCCAGUAUUGCGCGUAUAAAGUGGGUGAUCAGUUUUACGAGCCGCUGGGCAUCACCUUCAAUAACAGGUGGAGGGACUUGGGCAUUUUCUUGGCUUUUAUUGGCAGUAACUUGAUUAUUUUGUUUGUGGCGAGCCGAUACCUCAACUUUAACAGGCGUUAA